AUGCCUGCAGGGCCGUCCGGUGUUGUUGUCUUGACCGUUAUCUACGUCCUCAUCGUAGUAUCCGCGAUAAUCAUCGGCGCCCGAAUUUAUCUACGAUUGGCAAUCCAGAAGCAGCGCCUCGUGGCAGCAGACUGGCUGCGCAUAUCAGCGUGGUGCACUGCGUUCGUUACCGGCUUCUUCGAUAUACUCUAUGCGAAAGAGGGCGUUUUGCAUCCUGGGAUCAAUUAUACUUUGUCUAAUUGGGAUGCCACGUUGGAACAACAGAUCAGAAUGCGCAAGUACAAUUGGGUCAAUCCUUUCCCAUUCUACACGACGUUUUAUCUAUGCAAGGCAUCCCUGCUUGUUAUUUAUAUACAGCUAUUUCCGCCAUUCAUGGUCAUGAGGAGACUCAUGGUUUGGAUCGUGGUUGUGUAUUGUGUCUGCGCUUACAUCGUCACCAUUUCUCUCCAACUGUUCCUCUGCUACCCGAUCGAACGAAACUGGGCGGUCACAAAUCCAGAAGAAGCAUGCAGCUUCAGAACGACGCUUCUGAUGUUCCAAAUCAAUUGGGUGUUGCAUUUCGUCGGAAGCAUCGCUCGCAAGACUGAUACCUUCAUAGUUUUCUGCCUCCCAUUUCUCAUCAUCCAUAAUCUGAACAUGCGCAGGAAAGUCAAAGUCGGUGUUUACUGCAUCUUUCUCUUGGGCAUCAUCGACAUAGCAUUCUCUCUCACGCGCUUCUUGACGAUUCAACUGGGCGACAGCGAAGACUUUAGAUCUUUUACGAUAAUUGAACUCUGGUGUUCCCUCGACGUGUACAUCGGUCUUGUCAUCUGCUGCAUCCCAGCUCUCCGACCAUAUCUUCACAGGAAGGGAGUCAACUACAACAUCCGGGAAUCAGGACGUCCUUCAAAAUCUGGUCAUGCGAUACGUCGGACAGGCCAGAGUGGGUUUGAAGAGAUAAUUGAAGGGCCGGGUCUUAGGGAUGAUGGUCGAGAUGAUUCAUGGUCUGCAUCUCACUCUUGUGAGAUUACAGCAGAGCUAAGCGAUAAAAAGGAAAACGGGAGUGAUAUUGAGCUGGUUAGUAUUGGGGUUAGCAAGAAUAGUGUGUAG
Fusarium verticillioides 7600 is the source of this 1089-nucleotide messenger RNA. RefSeq lists its product as hypothetical. Lineage: Eukaryota; Fungi; Ascomycota; Sordariomycetes; Hypocreales; Nectriaceae. The transcript has 6 exons. The record is from RefSeq and is a predicted model, not a curated record. The coding region runs from base 1 to 1089 and encodes 362 amino acids.